AUGUCGCUGCAGCGCCGCACCCAGUGGGCACUGGCGCUGGUUGGUAGCGGGCGGGCGGCGCUGGCGGCACUGGCUCGGCGUGUGCUGCUGUCGGCGGGGUGGUGGCUGGCCGCCGCGCUGAGGCGCCCGCGCCUGCAGCGCCGCCUCCCCUUCACGCUACGGCGCUGGCACCUGCUGCUGGGCUCGGUGUUGGCCUACAAGCUGCUGCGCUCGGGGUGCACCGCUGUCUGGUCACUGCUGGGCAGCUGGGGGCGGCGGGAGGAGAAGCAGCGGCUGCAGCGGGCGCUGCGCUUUGCUUCCAGCUACAGUGAGUGGGUGAAGGAUGCCGUGGCGCUGGACGAGAUGAGCAGCAGGCGGUGCCAGGCUGGCUCUCCCAAGGAGGUGCGCAGCCGGCGGCAGCUGCAGCAGCGGGCGGCGGUGCUGGCCAAGCUGCGGGAGAGCGGCGACAUCACGGGGCUCAGCUUUGCGCUGCGCCUCGACUACCUGCGCCAGGCGGGCAGCGCAAGCACCAGCGCGCUGAUGGAGGCGGCGGGGCACUGCCCGGUGCUGCCGGCGGCGGUGGAGCGGUACAUCGAGGAGGUCAAGCGCUGCCUGCACCACAUCGCCAGCUGCCCAGGCGCGGGAGGGGUGGCUUGCCGGCUGGCUUGCCGGCAUUACAUGGCUCUGGAGGACCGGCUGGCGUUCCUGCGGGAGCUGCGACAUGCGUACGGCCGCACUGGCCUGGUGCUCAGCGGCGGCGGCAGCUUUGGCUUCUGGCACUUUGGCGUGGUUCGGGCGCUGCUGGAUGCCAACCUGCUGCCGCGGGUGGUGUCAGGCAGCAGCGCAGGCUCCAUCGGCGCCUCGCUGCUGUGCACACGAACGGACGAGGAGGUGCAUGCGCUGGUUGCAGACUUCCCUAGGACCAGCGGCCUCGACUUCUUUGCCAACAACAGCAACUCGGCACUCAUGCGCCACCUGCUGUCCAGCGGCUACAUCCAGGACCAUGGCUUCUUUGCCGGCAGGCUGCGCAAGCUGCUGGGAGACCUCACGUUCCUGGACGCGUACCAGCGCAGCGGGCGCAUCCUGAGCAUCUCGGUGACGGCAGCAGACACCAAAGAGCCAUCCCGACUGCUCAACUACCUGACAGCUCCCAACGUCCUCAUCUGGUCGGCGGUCGCCUGCUCCUCGGCAUUCCCCUUCCUCUUUGCACCGCAAGACCUGCUCGCCCGUGACGCCGCUGGCAACAUCGUGCGUUUCUCCGAGAUGGGUGCGGCGCAGUCGCAGCGGCGCUGGUGCGAUGGCAGCUUGGAGGAGGAUUUGCCGAUGAGGGGCCUCAGCCAGCUGUUCAAUGUCAACUUCUUCCUGGCUUCCCAGGUGCGCCUGUGCCAGCAGCUGCUGGCCGUCUGGCCCAACACCCGCCUCCUCAAGAUGCUGUCCCAGCCGUGGGAGGGCGACAUCACGGUGGCGCUGCCGCCCACCGCAUUCCCCCUGGGCAAGGCAGCCAUGAACUUCACGCAGGACGACAUCUGGGAGGCAAUGCGACACGGCCAGCAGGCGGCUGCCUGUGCCAUUGAGAUAUGCAUCGAGGAACUGAUGCAGCGGAUCGCGCUGCAAGUGCGGCAGCAGGCCAAGCUGGAGAGGGCAGCGGUGCAGGCAAGCCAGCGACGGGCACUGGCCGGCGGCGGCAUGAGGGGCUCCCUGCCAUCCUGGCUGCACAUGCCUUCGCUAGGGCUGCCCACGGUUGAUUCGGAGUGCAGCCUUGCCGCCAGCGCACGCCCCGAGAGUGCAGCCAGCCUGUACCCGGCAGGGCAGGAGGCAGGCACCGCCGCGGUGGCAGGCAGUGCGCACGCAUGGGAGGGGCAGCCGGGCGCGUUACGAGGCCUACGCCGGCACCCAAGCAGCUCCAGGAGCAGCAGCAGGGAAGGCAGCGGGCAUGCCGGCAGCGCAGCGCGGGUUGCCCUGGGGAUCCCUGUGGCGGCGUUAGACGGGCAGGCGGCAGCCGAGGCCGCCGCGGCUUGCGGUGUGCAAGCCACGGCAGGGCAGCUGGCGGUAGCAGGCGUUGAGGUGGCUGCCGAGGCGCUGGCAGAGCUGGAGCCUAGCACCCCGACGGCACAGGUGGUGGAUGAGGGGGCGGCGACAGAGGAGGGGGAGCUGUUUGAGAGCCCCAGCCAAGCAUGGAAGGACUUGGUUGUGCUCAGCGGCAUCAGCGCAGCUGCGGGCGGGCAAGGGGCGGGCUCCCUGGACUCAUUUGCCUACUGA
Molecule: messenger RNA, 2238 nt
Organism: Chlorella variabilis
Lineage: Eukaryota; Viridiplantae; Chlorophyta; Trebouxiophyceae; Chlorellales; Chlorellaceae
Exons: 18
Coding region: 1-2238 (745 amino acids)
Biological process (GO): lipid metabolic process
Molecular function (GO): triacylglycerol lipase activity
Source: RefSeq, a predicted model, not a curated record